Mercurialis annua (annual mercury) is the source of this 1011-nucleotide messenger RNA. RefSeq lists its product as uncharacterized. The transcript is spliced from 2 exons. Bases 1 to 1011 code for a protein of 336 amino acids. The record is from RefSeq and is a predicted model, not a curated record. NCBI's taxonomy places the organism in Eukaryota, Viridiplantae, Streptophyta, Magnoliopsida, Malpighiales, Euphorbiaceae.
AUGUGGGAUCCUGGGAUGGAAUUCCGAGUAGGGAUGGUCUUCCCAAAUCGCGAUGCCGUCCUAGCUUGUGCGACUACUUAUUCGGUCGGGUUGGGAAGGGAGUACAAGGGUCGCCGGACUACCAACUCCACAAUUGUGUUGGCUUGUAGGCACAACCCUGUAUGUAAAUGGUGGUUGCGCGCUACACUUCUGCAAUCAACUCAGACGUGGACGUUGACAAAAUAUAUUGGCCCGCACACGUGCAAUCAGCUGUUACUUGAUCCAAACCAUCGGAAUUUUGGGUCUGGUGCGAUCGCAGACUAUAUCAAGGGUCAAGUAAAGCUGCAACGUGACAUACGGAUCGAUACCCUCAGAGCUGGAAUUUGGCAACAAUAUGGAGUUAGGCCUCCGUAUAAACGAACUUGGAAUCCAAAGGAAAAGGCAAUAGCUAAUGUUUACGGUGGCUGGUAUGAAUCAUUUGCUAUGGUUCACAAGUUCAUGAACGAGAUGAUGCAUGUCAACCCUGGAUCUUUCUGGGAUGCAGAAGGCGCUGAGGUGUACACUGACGGGAUCCUUCAGCCGAAAGUCGUAACGUUCAUUAGAAUGUUCUGGACUUUCAAACCGACAAUUGAAGGGUUUCGUUUUUGCAAGCCAGUUUUGUUCGUCGACGGUACUCAUUUGUAUGGCAAAUAUAAAAUGACCUUGUUGAUCGAAUCGGCAAUCGAUGGGAACAGUCACAUCAUGCCACUGGCAUUUGCACUUGUUGAAUCUGAAAGUACUGCUAGUUAUGAGUACUUUUUUGAACAUUUGCGUGAGCAAGUGAUUUGCGAAAGGAAGGUGGCCAUUAUAUCUGAUCGGCACGCUGGAAUAUUAUCGGUUCUGAAGCGUCCUGAAUGGGCCGGUGUCGCUCACAAGUUUUGCAUCAGACAUUUCUGUAGUAAUUUUCAGACCAAGUUUAGGAACAAGGUUUUGGAGAAGCUGGCGGAGAAAGCAGGUAAUGAUUUUUUACGAGUGAUUAUGUUGACAAAAUAG